Messenger RNA from Suillus fuscotomentosus, 860 nucleotides. RefSeq lists its product as uncharacterized. Bases 23 to 838 code for a protein of 271 amino acids. The transcript has 6 exons. Gene Ontology annotation, molecular function: oxidoreductase activity, acting on NAD(P)H, oxygen as acceptor. Gene Ontology annotation, cellular component: intracellular anatomical structure. The record is from RefSeq and is a predicted model, not a curated record. NCBI's taxonomy places the organism in Eukaryota, Fungi, Basidiomycota, Agaricomycetes, Boletales, Suillaceae.
GAACCUGUCGCGAUCAUCUAUCAUGUCCAGUUCCCAAUUCCCAGCUCAAUCGGCGUCUCCUCUCGGUAAACUUGGUGUCGAGGCUGCCCUAGAGGCUGCUGCAGACCCAUCCAUCACACCAAAGCCCAAGAUCUUCGAUGAGUUCGCGCUAACCGACCGCGUUGGGCUUGUCUCCGGCGGAAAUAGGGGCCUUGGCUUGGAGAUGGCUCUUGCAUGUUGCGAGGCUGGUGCACGUGUCGUAUAUUGCUUCUAUCUUCCAGAAGAGCCAUCAGAUGAAUGGAUCGCAAGCAGAGAUUACGUCGUGAAGCUAGGGAAUAACUCGCGGCUGGAGUAUUUCAGCGAGACCGUCACUGAUCAGCAGGCGCUUUGGAAAAAGACAGAGGAGAUUGGUGAUAAAGAGGGAAGAAUGGACUUUUGCAUCGCUGCGGCUGGUAUUCUUAGGUCACCCAUAGACUGUCUGGAAUACCCGGCAGAGGAGUACAGAGAGGUCCUGGAUGUCAACGCCAGUGGUGUCCUCUUCACUGCGCAGGCUGCUGGUAGACAGAUGUCGCGAUUCGGAUGCGGUGGCAGUAUUAUUCUUAUCGCAUCAAUGUCGGGCAGUGUCACUAACAGGGGCCACGCCUGGGUAUCGUACAACACCUCCAAAUCAGCUGUCCUGCAGAUGGCUCGCAGCAUGGCUUGCGAGCUUGGCGAAAAGAAGAUUCGCGUCAACUCGUUGUCUCCAGGAUAUAUGUACACCAGGUUUUUGCGCGGUGUAGUGACGUGGUUGGUAUCUGAUGCAUCGACAUUCUGUACGGGUAGCGAUAUUGUCGUCAGCGGUGGUCUUCACUCCUGGUAAUGGAGCACUCGAGGAGGAAGGG